AUGGCACCGUCCUCCAAGACAGCGGCUCCCCCAUACGCCAAAGACGAGAAGGUCUUGUGCUUCCAUCAUGACAUGUUGUAUGAGGCCAAGAUCAUGGAGAUCGAUUCCACUGAGGAGGGUGGAUUCCGGUACAAGAUCCACUACAAGGGCUGGAAGGCCACAUGGGAUGAUUGGGUUCCUCAGGACCGAAUCCGCAAACUGAACGAUGAGAACCGCGAGCUUGCAGCCCAGCUCAAUCAGCAGGCUCGUGCAAGCAUGCAGAAGAAGUCUGGCCCGGCCAAGAAGGCAGGUCUAAAGAAUGGUUCCGACUUCAGCUCGGCUCGAGGUAGUGAGGAGAGAUCGGGUGCUGCGGCCACCAUGUCUGGACGGGGCCGGAAGAGAGAUUUUGAUUUGGAGAAUGCAUUUCAGGUGAAUGUUCUCGACAGCUCCGUGGCAUCAAGCAACGCGACACCAGCUUUCAACCUUACGUCAACAUCAGCCUUCGCACAUCGUCACAACGAUCCCAUGGACGCAGAUUUCGUCAAGAAAGAGGCGAAGUGGUACAAGGCCUCUCUACCCUACGACAACCUCUCUAAAUUACCACCUAAAACCCUCACCAACCCCCAGCCUGGAUCCAAGGAGGCGUUGGAGGCGUUUCAGAACUACUACUUCACAUCCACAGACGCGGGAUUGGAGGCCAAUCUGAAAGCUGGUGACUACGUGGACCCUUGGCCCAUUCUGGUCAAGAAAAAGACGAAGACGAAGAAGAAAGAGGAGCCUCUGGAGGACGACAUAACUGCUGGUAUUCCUCCCAAAGAUAGAGAGGCGUUCAACGAGGAGCUGCAAAGCUUCAUGCAAGAGUACUGCCCGAGCGAGACUGAGGAUCUUCCGAAUCCAAUUGUCACGAAAACUCUGAAAGCCGAAAAGGCCAAAAAGGCAGCCGACAACAGAGAGAAACGCGCUGCUGCAAAGGCUAAGUUGACAAUGGCACCCUCUCAACACACUCGCAACACCCGCCUCAGGGCCAAAGCCGCCAACGCCGCCAUAGCAGCCGAUGACAGGGUCCCAGCACAUGAUGCCCUUGCGACACAGGAUGCAGCUAACACCACAAGCGCAACUGGUGCCGAAGAUGACACAGUGAGAAGCAGGCUGCAGAGUGCUCCUCCUGUCAUCUCAUUCAUGCGGGACACGCGUGCGGCAAUGACCCGAAACGCGUUCAUGAGCCGCCCGGUGCGAGGUGUUGUGUCCAGCAGCUACUAUGCCGCCUCGUCCAACGGCUACCCCAAAGCCAAGUCGCUGGGUGAUGAACCCAUAGGAAACGACAUUCCGGGUGCAAGUUCACAUGGACAAGUUCCAGCAGAAAGCAAGCCGGAAUUAUCCAAUACAGCAGCUCCUAAGAAGGCCGGAGUGACCAAGAAGGCCGCGCCGCCCGAGAAGUCUGCGCCGCCCAAGAAGUCUGCGCAAUCCAAGACUGCAGCAGCCAAGGCCGCAUCUACCAUGGCCGCAUCUACCAUGGCCGCAUCUACCAUGGCCGCAUCUACCAAGGUCGUCGACAGCAGUUUGGGAGACGACAAGGCGGCAACUUCCAAGCCACGAAGGGCUGCCAAGGCCUGCGACCCUUGCAGAGCGCACAAGACGCGUUGCACCGGAGGCACUCCCUGCGACGCCUGUGUGAGAAGAGGGUUCGAUUGCGUCUAUGUUUCCGGUGGAAGAAAGGCGCCAAUGAAGCGAGCUCGUGAAGAGGAUCAGAAGGCAGUAAAGACAGAGCCUUCCGACAAGGACGCAGACCACGACGAUCGCCCAGCGAAGCGAGCGCGGAAGGAGGAGACCACUUCGACCAAGAAGCGAGCUCGCGAAGAAGAUCAGAAGGCAGUGAAAAUAAAGCCUUCCAACAAGGACGCAGACCAAGACGGUCGCGCAGCAAAGCGAGCGCGCAAGGAGCCAGCCUUUCCUGCCAAGAAGAAGAAUCUAGUGCAGGGUUCCGAAGUCAAGGGCGGAGAAACCAGCUUUCAGCCCUCAGAGAUACUGCCCUCCAUUGAAGAGGUUCCUGAGGAAAGCGACGGAGCGAAUCCCGAGCCUUCAAAGCUACAGCCUUCCAGCCUGGAGGUGCCUGAGAAUGGCGCAAAGGCGAAAGCGCAGCCCACAAACACGCAGUCCUUUAGCCGGGGACGGAUCACGCGAAGCCGGAGCCGUCAGAUGACUGAAGAGGCUGAGGCCGAGGCUGCAAAGCUGCAGCACAAGGGCAAGCGGGCCCAUGAGGAGACCAACGAGGCCCUUGAACGACCUGCAAAGUUGCAGCGCUCAUCAGGCACGAAUGGCACGUUCCGCAAGUCCGAUGGCAACUCCCAGAUACUCAAAGCGAUCAACUCUCACCAAGUCGAUUCUGAGGGCCACGCCCUGAAAAACUCGCAUUGGGACGGGUGGGAUUGGGAACCAACGUGGAUGGGACACAUGUGGAAGAAGUGGGAAGAGCAAAUUGAUUACCCAAAUUUUAACUUGAGAACACAGGACGAAUCCUUCCACACGCGACCAUCGAUCAAGCUUGUCAUGACCGAUAUCUUGAAGGGAAUUCUCGUGGAUGACUGGGAGCAUGUCACCAAGGACUCGCAGCUCGUACCACUGCCCCACGCGCAACCGGUCGUCAAGAUUUUGAAUGAUUACCUUGAGGAUGAGAUGCCGAAGCGCGAGGAAGAUUCUGCUCAGAUCGACAUCCUGAAAGAGACGAUGGCCGGGCUCCGCGAGUACUUCGAUCGAGCCCUUGGUAGAAUCCUCCUUUAUCGCUUUGAGCGAUUGCAGUACUCUGAGUUGCUCCCACAGUGGGAGAAUGAGAAAGACGGAGGACCAAGCACCGUCUACGGAGGCGAGCAUCUUUGCCGACUACUUGUCUCGCUGCCCGAGCUUCUUGCCCAGACCAACAUGGAUCAGCAAUCUGUCAGCCGCCUUCGCGAAGAAUUGACCAAGUUCACCAACUGGUUGAGCAAGAACGGCACGAAGUAUUUCGUCCGCGAGUAUGAGGUACCCGGCCCAGAAUACCAGGACAAAGCCAAGAGCUCCUAG
Diaporthe amygdali is the source of this 3036-nucleotide messenger RNA. Its product is annotated as mrg15 protein. Gene Ontology annotation, cellular component: Rpd3S complex; NuA4 histone acetyltransferase complex; nucleus. Gene Ontology annotation, molecular function: zinc ion binding; DNA-binding transcription factor activity, RNA polymerase II-specific. Bases 1 to 3036 code for a protein of 1011 amino acids. Gene Ontology annotation, biological process: chromatin organization; regulation of DNA-templated transcription. The transcript has 5 exons. The record is from RefSeq and is a predicted model, not a curated record. NCBI's taxonomy places the organism in Eukaryota, Fungi, Ascomycota, Sordariomycetes, Diaporthales, Diaporthaceae.